GCUCCUACCGCGACGGUCUCCACGAUUCAGAAGAUCAACAAGCUCAUCCGCACCACGAAAGACACCGCCGACGUAUUCAUGGUCAUUCCCGCCCUCGAGCAGCUGGCAGCGGUCGGCUGGGGCGACGCCGCUUGGGCAGCCCAGACCAUCGGCGAGAUGAUCGUGCCGACACCGCUUUCCUUUCUGGACGGCUCUGCUGAGACGGUGACGCCCAUUUCUUGCAGAUCGUGCAGGCUACCGGGGGUAGCUAGAAGCAGUACCAGCGCCGAAGUGCAGAUGAUGACCGAGACCCUGGACAAGAUCAGCUACAUGCGCCUGUUCAUUUACGAGCUGGAGUGCGGCCCAGUCGACCACACCAACAAGCAGCACGCGAACGACAAGAGCGAGUCUGCUGGACUGGGUCUUCGCGACAAGAGGACCAGGAUCGAGUGCUUGGGCAUCUGCCAGCAGGAGCAGCAGACGGGACUUCAGAUUUGCUGGGUUCACAGCGACGCCGUGCUAGCCGACGGACUUGCCAAAGACCGCGCCGCGGAGUGCCUGCUGGAGUUUUUCGGGAGUGGUCAGCGCUGGAGGCUCGUGGACGAUCCAAUACAUCGCAGCGCCAGGAAGCGCAAGUCCGAGGACAUCGACAAGCUAGAACACGGUGCUCCUGUACCAGACAGUGCAGACUCCAGCAUGCUCGAAGCCCUGAUCUACUUCUCACGCGAGAAAGGGAGCGAGGACAUGAGGCCCUCUGGCGGCCAGUGA
Prorocentrum cordatum is the source of this 747-nucleotide messenger RNA. The record is from the annotation of a GenBank genome assembly. Lineage: Eukaryota; Dinophyceae; Prorocentrales; Prorocentraceae.